Molecule: messenger RNA, 1107 nt
Organism: Styela clava
Lineage: Eukaryota; Metazoa; Chordata; Ascidiacea; Stolidobranchia; Styelidae
Source: RefSeq, a predicted model, not a curated record
UACCUAGUUCUGUAUUUUUUGCGCAGUCCACUCACAAAAUGGGAUAUUGUACAGUAUAUUUGUUCCUGUUCCUUGUUUGUACCGAUACGCUGUAUAUGAUACAAGCCGGUCAACAAAUGGAGUUUUGUAACCAAGUCUGUCACUACGUCGGACAGCACUAUGAAAACAAAGACUCAAAUGGAUCUGCAGCAUUUGAUAGAGUAGGGAAAUCUGGUCCAAGAGGGCCACCUGGAAAUGUGGAUUAUGGAAUCAUAAAUGCCACGAUUAUGGGGAAAUUUGAAGAUUUGGAAAGCAAUGUGGAAAGGAAGCUUGCUAAUAUCGACUUUCUGGAACAAAAAACGGAUGAGAAUAUAGCCGAAAUACAACGAAUAAAAGCAGAAUUACAGCAGAUGCAAUCAAAAAUCAACAACAUGGAAGAAUUAAUGACUUGGCACAAAUUUCUGAACGGCUAUUAUUACAAAGUGUACCACGAUAAAGUUAACUAUCGAACAGCUCGAGCAAAUUGUCAACGCCGAAACGGAAACCUUGCUUCUACUGGAAUAAGGGAUUCCGCGAUUCAAAGUGAACUGAUGCAACUGAUAAAGACGUCGGGAGAAGACAUCUGGAUUGGUUUAGAUGAUAUCGUUAGGGAAAACAGCUUCAUUUGGGCUGAUGGCAUAUCUUCAGGAAGCAUUAACUGGGCUAGUAAUCAGCCUGAUAAUGGCGGCGGGGCAGAAGAUUGCGUACACUACAGGCCGUCCUACGGAUGGAAACUGAACGAUGACCCAUGUUCCAGAACAAAAAAGUAUAUUUGUGAAAGAAGAGGGUAACUUUAUAUUACUGAAAUUAAUAAACAAAACGAGAAGAUAGAAUUCUGCUAUUUGGAAACAUUUUUCAUACAGUUUUCUUCAAUGUAACUGUAUCAUUGUCAUAAAUUGAUUAUACGUUUUAACUUGUUGUCUCUGUAUAUUUCAUUUGCAUUUACUGGCGCUAAAAAUGUUGGUAUCGUUAUUGCUUUCAUGUUUUUGUAUCAGCCAUAAAAUAGUCGAUGAAGUAGUUAUAUUUUAUAGAUAUGUAAUUUCCCAUUCAUUUUUGCUAAUUAAACAUAGUGUGACUGCUGUUGUUUAA